Messenger RNA from Pocillopora damicornis (cauliflower coral), 1182 nucleotides. Its product is annotated as WW domain-binding protein 4. Gene Ontology annotation, cellular component: precatalytic spliceosome; nucleus. NCBI's taxonomy places the organism in Eukaryota, Metazoa, Cnidaria, Anthozoa, Scleractinia, Pocilloporidae. Gene Ontology annotation, molecular function: zinc ion binding; protein binding; RNA binding. Gene Ontology annotation, biological process: mRNA splicing, via spliceosome. The record is from RefSeq and is a predicted model, not a curated record.
CAUUCUUGACGCGCGGUUUGUUAUUUGCUAGACUUGCAUCAUGAAUUUGUUUGCAGGAGUCAGCGGGAAGGUUCUUUGUACCCAGGAUACUGGUUUGACUGAGACGAAUGGGUUCAAAGUUUCCGAGAGUGAUAUUUGGAGGACCAGCAACCAGGAAUCUGAUUUUAAUGUUGUCAUAGAUUGUUUUACAGUUGUUUGGAGAAGUGUGACAACCCAGGCCAAACGUUCCACCCGGGCAGAGUACUGGAAGUCGCAACCCAAAAAAAUGUGCGAGUUUUGCAAGUGCUGGAUCACUGACAACAAAGCAAGUAUAGAGUUUCAUGAGAGGGGUAAGAAACACAAAGAAAAUGUACAGAAAAGAAUUCAAGAGGUUCAGAAGAAAGGCAAAGAAACUUCUCAGGCCCAGAAACAACUACUGAUGGAUUUAGAAGCCAUUGAAGCAGCAGCACUGAAGGCGUAUGAGAAAGACUUAAACAUUGAGCCAUCAAAAUCAAAGCCUGAAUCGAACACAGAGUCACAAAAAACACAAGCAAAUGAAACUUGUUCCAAAGGUGAAAGCUCUGUUGGAUGUGUCAUUUCUUAUGAGGGACAAACACCCACUAUGCAUUGCAACCAUGGUUGGAACAUUGCUCAAGCACCAGAAGGCUAUUACUAUUAUUACAACACAGCUACACAAGCAUCUCAGUGGGAAUCCCCCAGUUGCUUAUCGACUCCAUCAAAUCAGGACAUGAGAAAUGCCAAGGAAGAUAAAGCACUGAGUAAAGAGGAUCAGACAAACUCUCAAAAUAAAAUAGAAGAGAAUCAAGUUCAGAGAGAGGAAAAGAAACAAGUAAAGAACUCUCCAUAUGGACAAUGGACAACUGUCCAGACAUUCGAACCUCCUCCCCAAACGGCGAAGAUUGCUUCUGUCAGCGAAAGCGAGACUCAACAAACCACAACAAUCGAACCAAACUCGACCGUAGUAAAAUUCAAAGAACGAUCAACUCCAAAAAUUACUUUCCGUUCAGUUGGCGACGGAAACGAAGUCGCCUUCAAGAAACGUAAACUCAACCCUGAGAAAAAGAAGAACAUUCGACAAACAGAUCCUAAUAAGGCCAGCUGAUACUCGAUUUUGAUCCCAUUAAACUGUCAAGGAACUAUGAAGAAUCAGCAAUAAAUUACGUCUGUCAAUUAAUACACAGA